AUGGGGGUGGGCCAGCAGAAAUUCUCAUUUGCGCGCAACGGCAAGACGGUACAGAGUGACAUCAGUCUCAAGGACAUUGUCAACACUUGCAUUUGCGGAGUGUACAACUUCAAUUCCUAUGUGGGCGUUGUUCUAUCUGAGAAUACUGUCGAUGAACUUGCACCCGCAGGGCUUGCAAUGUUGCAGCAGGGAUUGAACGCACCAUGCCCAACCAACAGCUUGGGCACGGGUCGGCCUCGCGCUACAUACGCAUGA
Aspergillus melleus is the source of this 255-nucleotide messenger RNA. RefSeq lists its product as uncharacterized. The record is from RefSeq and is a predicted model, not a curated record. The transcript has a single exon. Bases 1 to 255 code for a protein of 84 amino acids. NCBI's taxonomy places the organism in Eukaryota, Fungi, Ascomycota, Eurotiomycetes, Eurotiales, Aspergillaceae.